Molecule: messenger RNA, 4016 nt
Organism: Doryrhamphus excisus (bluestripe pipefish)
Lineage: Eukaryota; Metazoa; Chordata; Actinopteri; Syngnathiformes; Syngnathidae
Source: RefSeq, a predicted model, not a curated record
GGCGGUGUGGAUGCUUAAACCAGAAUCAGAACCCUCCCCGGCCGGAUUAAAUGUGUUGUGAUAAGCUGCUCCGUGGAUCCAUCAAAGGCAUACGAGUAGCCCACUGGAUCGUGUAGUAAAAGAGGAGGACUGGAUCUCACCCACCUCCCUUUUCCUCUCUCUACCUGAGCUGUGUGGUCCAUAUCCAGGCGGACCUCCGCAGCACAGACGGCGUGAGAAAGCCGAGCGAGGCGCGGCUUAAGCGGGGAGAAGCAGCAGCAGAGUCCCCCCCUUCCCUUUCCUCGCCCUCGGACUAAAUCAGUGGAGGCGUUUUUUCUUAUUGUUUCGUUGGGGAUUUUCUUUUAUCGAAUAACUUGGCGUGGGACGGAAUCUUCAUUCCUUUCUCCAGUCCAUGACAUCCGACCAUCGGCUUCCCGCGGCGCGCUGACGCCGGAGAAGAAGCAGCAGCGGCGGGGUUGACGAGCAGCAGCAGAGUCGCCCUCUUCCCGGAACUUGAGCGCUUGGAUGGUGCAGACGAUCCAUGUUGUGGAGGAUUAAACCGAUGCACGGCUUGCUUUUAGGGGGGCUUGUUUAUUCUUGGCGACCGUGUGUGCACUAUGCAUCGGCACACAACUUUGCUCGGUGACACGUUUCCUCCACGGCUCUAUUAAAAAGCGAAACAAAACGUCCAGAAGCUUUCAGGGAGCAGCUGGAAAACAGAAGCCGGGUAGCAUGCACCAGAGACGGCGCAGCUCACUGAUGUCAUUGCGUGCAAACAGAGCUCUAGGCGGCGGGGUUGUUGCCAAAUAAUUGCAAACCAAAAACACUGAAGUGUUGCCUGUAGGCCCAGCCAGCUCUUUCAUGCAUGUCCCAUCGAUGACACGAUAAAGAUAGGACAUCGGUGCAUGCGUGUGUGUGCAGGAUCUGUUUUUGUUGUUCAGAGAUACGCCUGAAGGAUCCAUACACCAUCCAAGCAGGGGAGAUAAAACAAAAGUUCCUCCAUGGUGUUCCGAAAGUUGCCCGGUGUCUCUGCAUCGGGCAUGGGCCUGCGUCUGUCUCAGAAGUUUGUCUUCUUGCUUUUCCUCUCAGGCCUGGUGACCCUCUGCUUCGGGGCACUCUUCUUUUUGCCAGACUCGGUUCGCCUGAAGCGGAUCUUCCUGUCCAAGACCGAGAUUCAGCCAGUGACUGUGGGAUCCGGCUUGGAGAAUGAGGCCCGGGAGCACCUGAAGCGGCCCAGAGAGCAGGACCACCCGCGGGGGGUGACGUCCGCCAAGGAGACCAGUGGUGGUGGUGCCAGACCUAAGGGUCUUGGCCGUAAAAGACCCACUUCCUAUGAGGCCACGGAGGAGCGCCUGGCUGGAGGGAAAGCGCAGGAGGAUCUGACCCUGUCCGGCUCCAAUGUGGAGAUGGAGAAAGUGACCUCGUCCGACCACGCUGCCGGCUUGGAUGCUUUCAGCCACAAGAAGUUCCAGAGGUGUCUGCUGAAGCCGAUGCUGGGGAGGGACAGCGGCAAACCCGGUGACCCCAAGACGAACGAGCGGCGGGAAAAGGUCAAAGAGAUGAUGAAGUUUGCCUGGGACAACUACAAGCAGUACGCCUGGGGCAAGAACGAGCUCCGGCCUUUGACUAAGAACGGCCAUAUUGGAAACAUGUUUGGUGGCCUGAGAGGAGCAUCCAUCAUCGACUCCCUGGACACGCUCUACAUCAUGGGACUGUUGGACGAGUACAACGACGCCAAGGAUUGGGUGAGGACCAGCCUGGACCUCACCUCGAACGGCGAAGCGUCGCUCUUUGAGGUGAACAUCCGUUACGUCGGUGGGCUGCUGUCGGCGUACUAUCUGACAGGAGAGGAGCUCUUCAAGACUAAAGUGCUGGAGUUGGGUCAGAAGUUGUUACCUGCUUUCAACACGCCAACAGGGAUCCCGCGAGGCGUCAUCAACUUGGGGAGCAGUGGCACCAGUUGGAGUUGGGGAUGGGCGUCGGCUGGGAGCAGCAUCCUGGCCGAGUUUGGGACUUUACACCUGGAGUUCAUUCACCUCACCGAGCUCUCCGGCGAUCCCGUUUAUACGGAGAAGGUGAUGAACAUCAGGAAACUGCUGAAUAAGAUCGAGAAACCACAAGGCCUCUACCCUAACUUCCUCAGCCCGGUUAGCGGCAACUGGGUCCAACAUCACGUCUCCAUCGGCGGCCUUGGGGACAGUUUCUACGAGUAUCUGAUCAAGUCCUAUCUGAUGUCAGACAAGACGGAUGAGGAUGCGAAACAAAUGUACUACAGCGCGUUGGAGGCCAUUGAAGCUAACCUGGUGCAGAAGUCGCCAGGGGGUCUGACUUACAUGGCCGAGUGGAGGGGGGGCAUCCUGGACCAUAAGAUGGGCCACCUGGCCUGCUUCUCCGGCGGCAUGAUCGGUAUCGGGGCAGACGACGGAGCACCAGACAAGCGUCAGCACUACCUGGACUUGGCCGCCGAGAUCACGCACACCUGCCAUGAGAGCUACGACCGCUCAGCCACCAAACUUGGACCUGAGGCGUUCCGAUUCGACAGCGGUGCUGAAGCCACGGCGACGCGACUGAGCGACAGAUACUACAUCCUGCGACCAGAGGUCAUAGAGAGCUACAUGUACAUGUGGAGGCUGACCCAUGACCCCAAGUACCGGGACUGGGGAUGGGAGGCUGUCGAGGCCCUAGAGCAGCACUGCAGGGUGGAGUCUGGCUUCUCGGGCAUCCGCGACGUCUACACGCUGACCGACAGCCACGACAACAUGCAGCAGAGCUUCUUCCUCUCAGAGACGCUCAAGUAUCUGUACCUGCUCUUCUCCGACGACGACCUCCUCCCCCUGGAGGACUGGGUCUUCAACACGGAGGCCCACCCUCUGCCCGUUGUGCAUAAGAGUUGCAUGCAGGACAAAAGCCCACAGGACAAGAUGCUCCCCGGAUGACCCUCCACCCUCUGAAAAGACACAUUGGCAGAUUUAACAAUGUGCUCACAGAUCCAGGGAUCAUUUUAAGUCUUUUUUUGGGGGUGGGGGGGAGUAGGGGGGGUCCUGUUAUUCCUUUCUAGUAAAGGAUGUUGUGAUUUUACGCUGUGAUUGUAUAUUCUAAUUACUAAAAAGGGGGGUUCCCUCCUGCUGGCUCUUCUUCUUUUUUGUGGACAAUCAAGACAAACUUUCGUGACAAGCGCACCUUUUCUUUCCUCUUUCCUCUGUGAGGAAACCAGUGCAGACCCAAAUGUCCGGGAAGGGCCAUAUUGUCACUUGAUUUUUGUUGCUUUCGAGGAACAACUUAUCUUUUUGGGUCUUUGUUUCCUUCUCUUGUUCUAUUUUUUCCUUUCACUGACCAAAGGUUUGUUUGCCUCCCCCUCCUGUCACGUCCAGGACUUACAGUGAACGCCGUGAAGCAGUGCAUUGUAAUCAAUAUCGAUCGGAAUGAUGUGAUUAAGGAGUGCUAAAAUAACCUUGAUGUCAUGUUUCUUGAUGAAACAAGCUUUCUUAAAAAAAAUAAAUAAAUAAAGUCAAGAAAGUGUCUUAUGCAUCCUGGGACCAUUUGGAGGACACUUUUUUUGGGGGCCUUUUGGAUGGACUGCAGUGUGAGAAGAAGCGGAGAUGUCCAAAUAUGUGUUCCUGUACCUAUUCCUGUUCCUGUUCCUGUUCAGUUCCUCUGCCUUCAUUGGUGACCUACAGUACACUGCUAGUGGCGUUUGAAUGAGUUUUUUUUUCUUAUUAUUUUAAUCACUGCACACUUGUACAUACAGAUGAGUGACUCCUGUAUGAGCUUGUCUUGGUUUUGUUUAGUGAUCUCACUUUCUUUUUCAUUUUCUAUACUUCAGUGAUUUCUUUUCAUUUGCUUCCCUCAGGUGUUUCACUAAGAAAAAGGAGGACAAAAAUCUAAUCAUAAAAAAAAGUAUUAAGAUUCUAAGUCUACUUUUUGCGGAUAUUAAUUAUUGUUAUGAAUUAUUCUUACUGUUUCAUUUAACUUUCAUUGGUGAGUAUUUUCAAAUACUGAAUAAAAAAUAAAACUAAGACCUGUGCAACUUUGUACCU